UGGAAUUUGGCGGUAAAAACAGUAAACAAAAGAAAGCAGUCAAAGUCAUUGCCACUAGUCUAAAAUGUUGAUGUUGAAACUGCGUAACUGUUUUGGCUGUUAGUUGUAUUAUCGGAGAAUUAAUUGAUUUAACACUACAUUGUUUUGUCAUAAUUACUAAUUUAGUGCUUUUGAAUGCUAAUUAUUUUAAGUCGAAAUGCUCAAUUUAAAUUGCGUUAUUUGUGCUGAGCUGUUCGUCGCCUCAGAUGAUGUGCGUGCAACCAAUUGUGGCCAUAUGUUUCACAUAACAUGCCUAAAGCAGUGGAUGGAACGAUCGAAAUCAUGCCCCCAGUGUCGUACUAAGUGUACGGAUCGUAAUAUAUUCCGCAUUUAUUUCAACUUGGCAAAUCUGGAUGUGAGUACUAUCGACGUGGGAUCACUGCAAGAGCAAGUGGAUAAUGCCAGUCUUCAAAUAAAAAUGAAAGAAAAAGAACUGAAUAAAGCGGAACGACAAAUUAAAGAGCUUAAGGAAUGCCAAAUGAAAGCAGCGAAAACCAUUCAAGCGAUGGAGCAAAAGAUACAAAAAAAUGAUUUCGUCAUUCUCACCUAUUCGGAACAAUUAAAAAUCUUUAAGACUGAAGCAAAGAUGGCCGAUGACUUACGCAAAGAGGUGGAGCGUCUUAAGCAACAAAUCAGAAAUAUAGAAUCUGUACAAUCAGUCCUCGCAGCUACCACUGCAGAGGCAGAGAAAAUGCUCAAAAUCGAAAAAGAUCCUGUGCGACUAUGCACCUGGGUAGCAGCACUGAAGCGUGAAUUACGCACAUGCGAAACCAAGAAAACAGAUUUGCGCAAAGCUAUGAAAGUUAUGCAGGACAACUUGCGACAAGAAAUGGCCGCUAAAAGGUCUCUUGAUGAACGCAUUUCACAAUUGGAAAGUGAAAACUAUCAAUUGCAGGAGAAACUAAAGGAGCAAGAAAACAAAGGGCCAAUGAAUUUCAUGUCCGACCUUCGCAGGCCGAGCACAGAAUCUGCGCCGAUUGCUUUGCCGGAUAAACGUCAGACAUUGUCACCCGCUAUUAAGGAAAACCUGAAGAAAAUUGAAGACUCCAAUUCUCCUUAUCUCAAUAUUAAAUCCAGCAGUAUAGGUCUGCUGCCAUUAUUUAAACGCAAUCACGACCAUUUGACAGAGCGCACGGGUAUUACAACCACCAAAUUGGCGACAUUAAAAAUAUCACCAAAAAAGACUGAAAAAGACGGUGCCUCGAACGGUAGUAGCAGUUUAGGCAUGCUACGCAAAACGAAAAGUGAUAUCACAGAAAAGUAUUCUAUCAUGAAGAAACCGCGGCUGGCAAUAAGCUCUUCUUCAACAACUGCUAAACACUUUGGCAUGAAUUUCGAACAGAGUAGUACGCGUGCCGUAUCGCCCACAAAGCCAAGACCGAUUGGUAGUAAUUUGGAUAGUCGUCUAAAAGCCGGUGGCUUGCGCAAUUUUAAGUUAAACAAAUGAUGUCUGCUGGCUGACGUGCAUUUAAGGAAACUAGUUUGUACCUAGCGUGUAUUUAAAUUAGAUAUUUAUUAAAUAAUCUUUGUAUAUUAUGAAACUGCAGUUGUUCAUUUUUUAUGUCCAGGGGUGGCACUAGGCUUCAUACCGUUGAACUUUCUCCUAAAGCAUUUUGAACUAAUCAUGGAUAUUUCGGAAUUGCUAUCUAUACCCAAAACAAACAUGAGAUUUAUGGCUUUCAGAGUUACGAUAUAAAUCAGAUACUAGCAGAAAAAUUAAAAUGCAUAUAAUCUUAACGUACCUUUUUAAGUUUUUUAUAUAAAAAAAUAAGGUCAUGUAUUUAAAUGCUUUAAUUUUUGUAUUUUUACGAGUUACGUUACAGCUUCUAUUACAACGUUCCAUUGUCAUACUUGUUAGAUCAUCAAAUGCGGCAGUUAUUAAUUAUAAUAUUACAAGAAUGUGUUUUUUAUGUCAAUAUGAAUAUGAUAGUGUAAAAAAUAUUGAAAUAUGUAAGUAUAUAGUUAUUGAUUAAAUCUUAAGUAGUAUAUAAUUAGUGCCAAUACUGGGCCCAA
This is a messenger RNA of Zeugodacus cucurbitae (melon fly), 2052 nucleotides long. It is a transcript of the gene nopo, whose product is annotated as E3 ubiquitin-protein ligase TRAIP. The record is from RefSeq and is a predicted model, not a curated record. NCBI's taxonomy places the organism in Eukaryota, Metazoa, Arthropoda, Insecta, Diptera, Tephritidae. The transcript is spliced from 9 exons. Bases 197 to 1486 code for a protein of 429 amino acids.